Molecule: messenger RNA, 939 nt
Organism: Rhipicephalus sanguineus (brown dog tick)
Lineage: Eukaryota; Metazoa; Arthropoda; Arachnida; Ixodida; Ixodidae
Exons: 4
Coding region: 1-939 (312 amino acids)
Source: RefSeq, a predicted model, not a curated record
AUGGCGUUCAACCGGAUGGCCUCGCCGAUGUUCCUCGUUUUCCUGGCGGCAAUCGGGAGCGGUGCGGGUGCCAAGGACGAGGCGCCGUCCGUCCUCAGGAGCAUGCUGCUCGCGUUCGUGAGGGAAGCCUCGGGCUGCGAUUCCCUUAAGACCGUGCUCGGCGAUAGCGACAAGGUUGCUCUGGUCGCAUAUCACAACGAUUACCGGUCGCAGGUAGCCGGCGGUGGAGUAAAGGUCGCCGGCGGUGACACUUUACCGAAGGCGAGCAAUAUGAAGAAACUGAAGUGGGACGACGCACUGGCAAAGACCGCUCAGGCCACCGCGGACAAGUGCGACGGCAAAACUCGGGAGACAGCAGCCACCGCGCUCGACACGGACGAGCUCCCCGAAAAGACCUCGGACUCGGAUGUCGGGAAAUUUGUCAAAAACAUUGUGACGAAUUGGUACACCGAGGGCAGCAAGACAUUCAAAGCGGCAGAUUUGGACAGCUACCCUGCAACUACUACGGACGGUCACUUAGAGGACUUCGCCCAGGAAAAGGAUGGUGGCGACUCGACUUCGACUUCCGGCGAGUCCAAAGCGGGAGGGGGAUCCUCCGCGGUGGCCAUCAUUGGCAUCCUUGCGGCGCUAGUUGCGGUCGGUGGAGUCGUCGUCGGGCUCGUGAUGAUGCACAGGACGAAAGCACGUGCUGCCGCCGCCGCACAUGCUGCCGCCGCCGCACCCGCUGCCGCUUCCGCACCCGCUUCCGCCAGCGAGCAAGGGGCGGCCGCUGGAUCCCACGAGGCCGCAGCCGGGGACGCCACCGACCACAAGGGCUCGCCCGGCGCCGAAGCGGAAAAGACCGCCGAGGCUCACGAAUCUCCGCCUGCAGCCACGAUGCGCUCGCCCACAAAUGAAGGCGACCUUCUUCGCGUGCCGCGCGGGACGACGCGCGGUUGA